GAUGGCGGGUGGCACUCUGGCUUUCCUAAAGCAGUCUCUAUGGUAUUCUUCCAAGCAAACCCAGGGCCCCCCCAAAAGGGUAGCGGCACGUGACAGGCCCUGGGACUACGGCAGGUUCCCACGUGAUCCUGGCCUGCAGUAGCGUGGUUGCGGUGAGCUUCUUGCGCUCCUGAAGGGCAGGCGCGGAAGUAAGAGCAUCCUUAGGCGGACUGUGACUGGCAGCGAGGUCGGGAGGAGCCACCAGGCAGUGACUGCUUUGCUUCUGCAGCUCGGCUCAGCUCAUUCCGUUAUCUCAGCCUUUGCUGUCUGCACAGAAGCUGACCAAGUUACCUUUGGUCUUGAGACCUUGGAGAGUGAGGCCCAAACUCGGGACCAACUCCUCAUCCACCUUGCCCUCCCUCUCCUCCAUCUCUUCCUUUGCACGCACCGAAUCGCUUGCUCCUUUGGGCUGGCCUGCUCAGCUGUGCCUGGAGACUAAGUUCGGGUCGGUAAAGGUAACUGUGGGAAAAGCGGCCCCCCAGUGGACAAAGGCGGAGGCAGAGAUAAAGCAGGCCCCGCGGGCCCUGGGAGCUGAGCUUAGGCAGUAGACGAGGUGAGCCAGAAGAACGGUACUGCGUAUUUAGAAGGCGCUGUGAAGGACUUGUUGCAUGAUGGAAGAAUCUGACUCCGAGAAAAAGACGGAGGAAGAGAAUGUGGGCCCAAGAGUGGAGCCUCCUCUAGGGGAGCCGGAAGGAUCGCUUGGGUGGGCAAUGCCAAAUGCAGCCAUGAAGAAAAAGGUCCUGUUGAUGGGUAAAAGUGGAUCUGGUAAGACCAGCAUGAGGUCUAUUAUCUUUGCAAAUUAUAUUGCCAGAGACACACGUCGUCUUGGUGCAACAAUACUAGACCGUAUACAUAGUCUUCAAAUUAAUAGCAGUUUGAGCACCUACUCUCUCGUAGACUCUGUUGGAAAUACAAAGACAUUUGAUGUAGAACACUCUCAUGUUCGAUUUCUGGGAAACCUGGUUUUGAACCUGUGGGAUUGUGGUGGACAAGACACCUUCAUGGAAAAUUAUUUCACUAGCCAGCGUGACAACAUCUUCCGAAAUGUGGAGGUUCUGAUUUAUGUCUUUGAUGUGGAGAGCCGUGAACUUGAAAAGGACAUGCACUACUAUCAGUCAUGCCUUGAGGCUAUUCUGCAGAAUUCUCCAGCAGCCAAAAUCUUUUGCUUGGUACACAAAAUGGAUUUGAUACAGGAGGAUCAGCGAGACUUGAUUUUUAAAGAACGAGAAGAAGACUUAAGGCGUUUAUCACGUCCGUUAGAAUGUUCUUGUUUCCGAACUUCUAUCUGGGAUGAAACUCUGUAUAAGGCUUGGUCCAGCAUUGUUUAUCAGCUGAUUCCCAAUGUUCAGCAACUGGAAAUGAACCUGCGGAAUUUUGCUGAGAUUAUUGAGGCAGAUGAAGUACUUCUGUUUGAGAGAGCUACCUUUCUGGUGAUUUCUCAUUAUCAGUGCAAAGAGCAGCGAGAUGCCCACCGAUUUGAGAAAAUCAGCAACAUUAUUAAGCAGUUCAAGCUGAGCUGUAGCAAGUUGGCUGCCUCUUUCCAGAGUAUGGAAGUGAGAAACUCUAACUUUGCUGCUUUCAUUGACAUAUUCACAUCCAACACUUACGUCAUGGUCGUGAUGUCUGAUCCAUCCAUUCCUUCUGCAGCUACUCUGAUCAACAUCCGCAAUGCCAGAAAACACUUUGAAAAGCUGGAGAGAGUGGAUGGACCAAAACAGUGUCUUCUCAUGCGCUAAACAUUGCUGAAUAAUGUUUCACACAAAAAAUUAAAACACUGUUUAAUUUUAUUGUUGUAUUCAUAUACGUAGGCUCUGAAAUAUUGUGAUGCUUACCACUUCUGUAUUUCUUCUCUACUCCCCAGUCUUAACGUUUAUCUUUGAAUGCUAUUUAUUCAAAUAGCUUGAGGAGUUAGAAGAUGAGGUGUCUAUGAAGUUGAUGUAACGUAUACGUAGGCAAUAUAUGUAAGUGUUCUUAUAACAUGAUUCUAACGGUGUUUAAGUGUUCUGAUAACCUGCUUUUAAUAGUUGUGUAUGCCAAAGUCUUUCCCAGCACCUCUUGUAUUCAUUACAAAUAUAUACAUGUAAGUUUGAAGUAUUACUGUUUUCUCAGCAUGAAUUAAAAAUAUUCUGUAACUCAGCCAGGCAAGGUAGCUUAUGCCUGUGAUCCCAGCAUUUGGGAAACAGAGACAAGAGGAUUGCUGCAAAUUUGAGGCCAACCUGUCUACACAGGGAGGUCCAGGCCAGAGAUAUAUAUCAAGAUCUUGCUUCAAAAAAUUAUACACACACACAUACACACACAUAAACACACGCACACACAAACACACAUGCAUACAUAUAUAUUCCUUAACUUCAAUGUAAAUAAA
This is a messenger RNA of Apodemus sylvaticus (European woodmouse), 2401 nucleotides long. RefSeq names its product Ras related GTP binding B (gene Rragb). Gene Ontology annotation, cellular component: Gtr1-Gtr2 GTPase complex; nucleus; lysosome. Gene Ontology annotation, molecular function: GTPase activity; GTP binding. NCBI's taxonomy places the organism in Eukaryota, Metazoa, Chordata, Mammalia, Rodentia, Muridae. Bases 648 to 1775 code for a protein of 375 amino acids. The transcript has 11 exons. The record is from RefSeq and is a predicted model, not a curated record. Gene Ontology annotation, biological process: regulation of autophagy; cellular response to starvation; positive regulation of TOR signaling.